Molecule: messenger RNA, 1194 nt
Organism: Quercus lobata
Lineage: Eukaryota; Viridiplantae; Streptophyta; Magnoliopsida; Fagales; Fagaceae
Exons: 5
Coding region: 1-1194 (397 amino acids)
Source: RefSeq, a predicted model, not a curated record
AUGGAGUAUAUCGAACGUGAUCGUUUGGCAGGCCAUAAAAGACUUUAUCUUGACUACUUUGCCGACACACUAGUAUAUCCUCCUAAUUUAUUUCGGAGGAGAUUUCGGAUGAGUCGGUCUCUUUUUCAUCGUAUUCAAUCUAAGGUAGAAACUUAUGAAUCUUAUUUUAUCCAAAAAAGAGAUAAUGCCCAAAAAUGGGGUUUAUCUUCUCUUCAAAAGAUAACAGCUGCACUUAGGAUGCUUGCAUAUGGAGUUACAGCUGAUUUUAUGGAUGAGUAUGUGCGGAUUGGAGAAUCCACUGCAAUGAAAAGUUUGAAAAAAUUUGUUAAAGCGGUGGUUGAUAUUUUCUUCAAGGAAUACUUGAGGUCCCCAAACAACGAAGACAUUGCUAGACUUUUAGCCAUUGGGGAAAGACGUGGAUUUCCAGGACAAGGAUGUGCUCCUGCAGUUAAUUACUCAAUUAAUGGUCAUGAGUAUACAAUGGAAUACUACCUUGCUGAUGGCAUAUAUCCGAAGUGGUCAACAUUUGUUAAAACAAUUCCAUCUCCACGAGGACAAAAAAAUCAAUUCUUUGCAAAAGCCCAAGAGGCUUAUAGGAAGGAUGUAGAGCGUGCAUUUGGAGUGCUUCAAGCAAGAUUCGUAAUUGUGCGUGGACUUGCAAGAUUUUUCCAUAGUAAAGCGCUUCAAGACAUCAUGAAAGCGUGUGUAAUUCUUCAUAACAUGAUCGUUGAGGAUGAGCGAGAUGUAAAUAAAGCGGUGGAAUUAGAUUAUGAGCAAAUUGAUGACAAUCCUACUAUUCAACUGUCACAGGAGCACACAAAUACAUUUACGGAGUUCAUUGAAACCCAUCAAAGUACCAACACUUGGGAUAGAUUUGAACUUCGUAUCUACAAGCGUGUUAUUGACCUGUUUAGCUCCCCAGAUGUUGUUAAGCAGAUUACCUCCAUUACGAUUGAGCUUGGUGUGGAGGUGGAAGAAGUCAAGAAGCUACUGGCAUCUGGGUUCAUUAAGCCAAUCUGGCAUCCUAAAUGGCUCUCCAACAUAGUACCCAUGAAGAAAAAGAAUGGCCAAAUUCAGUGUUGUGUGGAUUUUCACAAUCUAAACAAGACAUGUCCAAAAGAUGAGUUUCCACUACCUAAUAUUGAUCUCCUUGUAGAUUCAGCUGUCCAUGUUUUCAAUUAUGGAUGGAUAUAG